Messenger RNA from Tribolium castaneum (red flour beetle), 5017 nucleotides. It is a transcript of the gene CdGAPr, whose product is annotated as Cd GTPase activating protein-related. The coding region runs from base 92 to 4510 and encodes 1472 amino acids. Gene Ontology annotation, biological process: small GTPase-mediated signal transduction. The record is from RefSeq and is a predicted model, not a curated record. The transcript is spliced from 11 exons. Gene Ontology annotation, molecular function: phosphatidylinositol binding; protein binding; GTPase activator activity. NCBI's taxonomy places the organism in Eukaryota, Metazoa, Arthropoda, Insecta, Coleoptera, Tenebrionidae.
CGCUUUCACAUUUAGUCGGCGACGCCGCUCCUAACCUGGAUAUCGUGGUGGCGGCGGCGGCGGUAGCGGCAUCGACGCCCGCCAACUCCCGAUGACGUGCUCCUGUUUCUCCUGUUCUGCCUCCGACGACAUGUUCUGCGUGAAUUUCGCCAAAGCAUUAUGCACGGAAACCUACACCACUGACAUGCAGAUAUCGGAGGCGGCCGGGGGCGCCCCGGCGCCGGGGGUGGAGCCUUGCCGUUUCCCCAAACUGGAAGAAUGCGCCCAUUUCCAUUACGAACGGGUGCAAUUACCGAAAUUAAUCGUCACGUUGCAGACGAACAUUGACCAGUCGCUGCACUCACAACACAGUAACGAGGACGAUACAGAGUGGUAUAUGGUGCAAGUAACGUCCGGGGAUGAGUGUUGGUUGUUGCAAAGGAAUCUCGAUAAUUUUAAAAUGCUAGACGAUCAGUUACAUCAAUGUAUUUACGACCGGAAAAUUUUCCAAUUGCCUGAUUUGUCGAGCGAAACUCCGGACGAUGUGGACCUUGAAAUGAAACUUAAAUCGUAUUUGGAGCGCUUUAGCGAAAUUGCCGAUAAUUCAGUAAACUGUGGCCCGGUUUUGAACUGGUUGCAGAUGGAUAAUAAAGGCCACCGCUUGCUGGUUCCAAGUGAGGAAAGCCGUUCUAUUAACACUCCAGCCGUAGCAGCGGCGUACAGUGUCCGAAGAUAUGUUUCACAAGCCCGUGAUGAGCUUAAUCUCGAAGUGGGGGACAUGAUCUCGGUUAUUGACAUGGCAGCCCCUGGGGAGUCGAUGUGGUGGCGUGGCAAAAGGGGCUUCCAGGUCGGGUUUUUCCCCCAGCAUUGUGUGCACAUAAUUGGCGAUAAAGUACCAAGGAAUAUGCCGUUACCGCCGCCUGUGGUCGGUUCGUUGGCUUUGACGCCGAUUAAGCCUGUUUUGAGGAAACACGGGAAACUUAUCACGUUUUUCCGGAGUUUUAUUCUGAAUCGGCCGUCGAGGAGGCGGUUGAAGCAGUCGGGGAUUUUGAAGGAGAGGGUGUUUGGGUGCGACUUGGGGGAGCAUUUGUUGAAUUCGGGACAUGAUAUACCGAUGGUGUUGAAGUGUUGUGCGGAGUUUAUCGAGAAACAUGGGAUUGUCGAUGGGAUUUAUCGACUGUCGGGGGUCACUUCGAAUAUACAGAAGUUGAGGAAUGCCUUCGAUGAGGACAGGAUACCGAAUUUGUAUACGGAGGACAUCCUGCAGGACAUACACUCGGUGGCGAGUCUGCUGAAGAUGUAUUUCAGGGAGCUCCCAAACCCCCUUUGCACCUACCAACUCUACCAGAGCUUCGUGAACGCAGUCCAGGGCUGUAACUCCGGUGUGCGAAACUCCGAAAGCGACCACGACCGCCUCCUCAAAAUGCGCGAAGCGGUCCAAAAACUGCCACCCCCUCAUUACCGCACCCUCGAAUAUCUAAUGCGCCAUUUGGCCAACGUGGCCAAACACGGCAUCAGCACAGGCAUGACCACACGAAACGUGGCCAUAGUUUGGGCCCCAAAUCUACUACGUUGCGCCGAAUUGGAAGUUGGCGGUGUUGCCGCCCUCCAAGGGGUGGGCGUCCAGGCCGUCGUGACCGAAUUUCUCAUCUGUUACGCCCACUUGAUCUUCUGCGACCACCUCCCGAAUCUCGAUCUGCCAAACGAAAACGAAUCGAAUUUCUCGCCCAAGAAAUGUCGGCCGAAAAGUCUCGCCAUUUCGACGCCCACUAAACUAAUUACGUUGGAAGAAGCCCGAACUAAACGUCUCCUGAACAAAAACGAAGAUUGUAAUAAUUAUAUCGAAGUGGGCGGAGGGCCGAAAAAUCUACCGAAGAAAUAUCACACUGUUAUUGAACUACCAUCAGGUGGGCGGAAACGGGGGCAUAAAAGGUCGCCCCUUGGUUGGAGGUCGCUGUUUUCCAAAGCGAAGAAUAACUCACAAGGGAAUCUCAGUAAGCCGCGGAAAGCGUCCACACCGGGAAUCAUAGUCGCAGAUAAGUCGGUCACUGAGUCGGAUCUAACCGACAUGAAACGGAAGUUGAGGUCGGUCAAGUCGGCCGAGAGUCUCACUUCCGGGCAUUCGGAACCGACCGGAAACGAAAUCGACGGUUUGGGACCGCUGUAUUCCCUAAACAAGCCUCCAGGACAUAACAGGUCCGUAUCGCACGACUCAUAUUUCGACACUCUCCAAACCUCGCAAAACAACUCGGAGGGUUCGCUCCUCGACCUCAGCGAGAUUCAGCUCAAUUUCGAGCUUGAAGAGUCCGAAAUGCGUAUUUUCUCUGAAGACGAAAGUCUAGUCAGUUCUCCUCGAAUUCAAAAAGACGGUUAUCGACGCAUUUUGACUCGGGCCCGCCCCGAGGAAUUCAGCAGUGCUACCAACUCGGGGAAUCCCUCACCGAAAAAACAAGCACGCGUUGUACUUUCCCCUGAUUCAAUGUCCCGGAAACGGACGCGACUUGAGGACCAAUUAUCCGAUAUACAGUACAUUGAUUGUACCACGCCUGAUAAUAUGGUGUGUACCAUGGCGGUGGUACACACGAUACCGCCAGACGAAACGGUACCAGAUUCGUACCAACCUAAAAAUAAAUCCCCCAGAAAUUCGGACAAUUUGGAUAAGCGACAGUCGCUGAAUUUGGAGCGAGAAACAGGCGGGAAACAAGCAAUCACUAAGUCAUUCACGGAGGUGGAUAUUGGCCGGAAGUGGGAGGGGUCAAGUCUCGGGGCCACGCCCACCCCGCAAAGCCCGGGCUAUAGACAGUUGGGGGAAUCCAGCACUAACACAACCCCGGAUUAUAGCCCCACUGAAGUCGUCUACCAGAAUUUAAACAACGAGAAGAAAAACAACAACUAUGAGAAUAUUUUGACUACGAUUAGUAUCACCUACAAGUCGCCCCCUCGUAGUAUUGAAAAUAGUCCAAUCAAAACUAACGCUGAUUCCGUCUACGAGAACGUCAUAGUCAACGUUGAAAAAGCAAUGGUUCCGACUUCCACCGCCUCCCUUCCUAGUCAAGAAGCCACCCAACCGGUGGAAAAGUCCGACCGCCCCAAAAGCAUGAGCGCCUUGGACGACACCAGCACCGACGCCACCCUCAAACCCAAUCUCAGCUCGAGCGCCAUCUGCGAUACCAGCGAGCAAAUCUCAUUGGUCAGUUUCACCGAUUCGAACCAAUCGUCGCGUUCCAACGUCCAGUACACGCCCAGUUUGAGUUCGGGGGGCGGGGCCGGCGUCUAUCACGUGAUGGAGAAUUCGGACCGGAUUAGUCCGACUGAUCUAAGUCUAAGCGAAGUCGUACACAGUUCCACCGAAAAUCUAAGUUCGGCCAGUUUCCCACUUAGUUAUUCGAAGAAUUCCACGCCUAAUGUUAGUCCAAGUGUGUUCGAGGAUGACGAAAAGACUGAAGAUUUGAUCGAGUUUAGUCCAACCGAUAAGAGAAAAUCACCAGAGAGUGAAACAAUCGAUAGUUCGGUCUACCAACAGGUCAAGUUUUUCCGGCGGUCGAUACACGAAGUCAACGCCUUGCUGGAGUUGGAGGAGAAGAAGGAGGAGGAGGAGAAUUACGAUUCGCUCGAAUCGCAUGUCUACGAGAACGUGAAAGGCGAAGAAAUGAAGAAUGAGGAGAAGGUAUGUGUUAAGGACUUGACGAGUCGUUUUGAAGAAAAACAGGAGAAUAGUACAAAUCGCGUGAAGAAAUUCUACGAGAAAGAUAGUCUGCCCCCAUGUUUGAGGGCCCGAAAUUUGAAGAACCAGUUAAAGACUCGCUCUCUAGACGAAGAAGAAUUCAAGAAGGAAUUCGGGAACGGGCUUUCAGGACAACGAAGAAAAUCAAUGGACGAGGGUUUGGGCUACAAAACGAAUUCCUUGCCCAAGACUUUGAACCCACCAAAAGUUAUCCCAAUGGACGAUGUCGGAAAACUUGACUCGAUCCAUUUAGCCCACAGCACUGAAGACGAAGAACUGAAGAAGCGGGAACGAAUCGAGAAGUAUAAAGAAGAACGGCGGAAAUACCUCGCCGAUAAAUACAGGUCCGAAUCGUUCAAGGAAGACAAGGACGUGCUGCUCUCGAAGCUGAAAAUUUACAAGACAAAGGACAGCCUGCCCGAGGAGCCCGAGCCGGCGCCCCCUCGCACCCGGCGAAAAAGCUCGACGAGUGUCGAAGAACACGAAAAAAGUACCUGUAAGCCGAAAUCGGAGAAUUUGAAGGCGCGAGCUGCCGUUUUCGAACCAGCCAACCAAAGACUAAACAACCGAGCUGAAGUCCAACCGAAUAAGGUGCAAGAGUGUAAGAACAACUUUGAGGAUUUCGUGAGGAAGAAAGACGACGAUUUGAAGUACGAGCGUAGGAGACACACGUUCGAAAGCCGGGAGAGAGAAGGCGAGGAGAGACUGAGGAGAGUCAGUUUGGAGAGUCCGAGGAAAGAAAAGGCGGCGCCCACGUACUGUAUCAAAGACAUGAAAGCAAUUUUCGAAUCAAAGUCGAAACAAUAAUCAAAUUUGUUGUAAGGAUGAAAGUGUGUUUAAUUUUUUCGGGUGAGGAUUAACACCAUCUCAUUUUGUUUUUGUUUUCUCUGAGAAGUGGAAGGAACUGGUAUUUAUUUUUAUACGAAUGGUUGCACAGCUGGAUAAUUAAGUUUUUUAUUAUUAUUAGUCGUUAUUUUGAUAUUAAUCAAAUGUGAUAACCAAUUUCAACGUUUUGUUAAGGAACAGAAUUAGUGUGUAAGGCCUAAACGCGUACUUUUUACAAGUCUAUCGCUCUUCAACAGUUUGCCAAAACACCGUUUCAUGAAAUUUUGAUGUUGCAUAUUAGUAGACUGACAGAUCUAAGAGUCAUAUAUUUAAAAAGAAAACGAACAAAUAGUUUAAUAGACAAUAAUGAAUUUUUACAGUAUUGCACCAUCUCCAAUUAAUUUAUUUACAUUGUAAUAUCAUGUACAUAGUGUAACUAUGCUUGACAUGCGAAUAUUUCAACUAUGUUAAAUAAAUUACGUAUUAUUA